This is a messenger RNA of Stegostoma tigrinum, 4649 nucleotides long. It is a transcript of the gene trpm5, whose product is annotated as transient receptor potential cation channel, subfamily M, member 5. The transcript has 27 exons. Gene Ontology annotation, molecular function: calcium-activated cation channel activity; ligand-gated calcium channel activity. Bases 328 to 4020 code for a protein of 1230 amino acids. The record is from RefSeq and is a predicted model, not a curated record. NCBI's taxonomy places the organism in Eukaryota, Metazoa, Chordata, Chondrichthyes, Orectolobiformes, Stegostomatidae. Gene Ontology annotation, cellular component: membrane. Gene Ontology annotation, biological process: calcium ion transmembrane transport.
ACUUUCCCCCCAAAACAGCACUGGGACAGGAAGCGGUCUGAAAUACCUCCCUCGGUAGAGUAGGUCCUUGGCGCAGAAGAGCUGCUGAAAUCCAUUGUAAGCGGACUAAUUAAAAACUCGCGGGAUGGACAAACUGGGCACAGAGAUGAUUGAAAAUCCCGAAAUGGUCAACAUUGAGGAACCACAGCAGGGGAUGCGGCUCUGGCUCCCUGAGUGAUGAUUUCUGUCGUGGCUGGCGGUUACCGACUAGAAACGUACUUUGUAAACUGCAGAGACAGCAAGGGACUUUGCAAAUGCUUUUAAAUGUUCUAAACAGCCCGUUCAGAGAUGGAACAGGUGGGCCUUGAAGUUGCGUCUCCUGGUUCAGAGACCGUCCAUUCAAUUAAAGAAGAGUGCAUUACCUGUGGAGAGAGCCUAGGAUCACAAGUAAACAUAAGUGGAAAGAGGACUUUCCAGUGUGUACAGUCCAGAGGGGAACAAGCAGAGGUGAUAGGAGAGGAACUAACAAGAGGGCAAAAAUACAACGGUCGCAAUGUUAAAGAACCCAUUUGCAAUGUUGGAGAAGUUGAGUUUUUCGGAUUUGGCAAGAAACAUGGCAAGUUUGUACGAGUAUCCUGUCACACUCCCCCAGCUGCUAUAUUUGACUUGCUCACUGGAGACUGGAAUUUGCCAGCCCCAAACUUAGUUGUCUCGAUUGUUGGAGGAGAAGAAAAUGUUCUGAUGAAACCGUGGCUUCGGGAUACCAUCAGAAAAGGCCUGGUGAAAGCUGCUCAAAGCACAGGAGCGUGGAUUAUUACAAGUGGUUUGCGAGCUGGAAUCACCAAACACAUUGGGGAGGCAGUCCGUGAUCAUGCGCUGGCCAACACAUGCUCUAAGAUCAAAGUCUUUGCGAUAGGAAUAUCACCAUGGAGAAUUAUUUCUGACUGUGAAGCCUUAGCCAGUGUUAAGAAACAUUGCCCAGCAAUAUACCAGGUUGAGGAGACAACCCAAGGUCCUCUUUACUCCUUGGAUAACAACCAUUCCCAUUUCAUACUGGUGGAUGAUGCCACUCCCAGUGGGACCACGACAUUGUGGCUCAAACUACUGAAGCAUAUUUCUGAACAGCGAACAGGAUACGCAGGGACUGGCAGUAUUGAAAUUCCUGUGCUCUGUGUUCUUGUCCAUGGUCAUCCAGAACUAUUGCAGAAAGUGUACCAAGGGAUGGAAAAUUCUGUUCCGUGGCUAGUUCUGGCGGGAUCUGGAGGCAUUGCUGAUGUUAUUGCCUCAUUGAUGCAUGGGCCUUUGGUUCCAGACACUGUACAAGAACAACUUCAGGAAAAGUUCCCCAGAGAAACCUUUUCGAAGGAGAAUAUUCUCAAAUGGACCGAACUGAUUCAAAACAUAAUGGCCAAGGACCAUAUCUUAACAGUACACAACUCAGAGCAGGAGAGUUCUGAGGACUUGGACACGAUUAUGCUGAAAGCCCUUGUCAAAGCAUGUAAAAGUCAGACUCAAGAAGCCCAGGAGUAUCUGGAUGAACUAAAACUUGCUGUAGCCUGGAACAGAGUGGAUAUUGCCAAGAGCGAGAUUUUCAAUGGUGAUGUGGAGUGGAAGUCAUGUGACCUGGAAGAAGUAAUGAUGGAUGCCUUGGUCAAUGACAAGCCAGAGUUUGUCCGACUAUUCAUUGACAAUGGGAUGAACAUGUAUGACUUCCUUACCUAUGGCCAGCUCCAGGAACUCUACCGUUCCAUCUCGCGGAAGAGCCUCCUCUAUGAGCUAUUGCUGAAGAAGCAUGAGGAACAAAGACUAACUAUAACUGGCAUGAACCCCACUUCACACCGUGACACACCAGAGAAGAGGCCCAAGUUUACUCUAUAUGAAGUAUCUAAAGUGCUAAAGGAUUUUCUACACGAUGCAUGCAAGGGGAUUUUCCAGGAAUCCAACCCCUCUCGCAAGCAUUUGGGUGUUAAGAAGUCAAUAACAGAGUUGAACAGCAAAUUACGAGGGCAGAGGUUGUUUGUGAUGCCUGAUUUAAGCCAGAAGCUGGAAAACCCUUGGAGGGACCUCUUCUUGUGGGCAAUCCUGCAGAACCGACAGGAAAUGGCUAACUACUUCUGGGAAAUGGGUCCGGAGGCAGUGCCGGCAGCCCUGGCCGCAUGCAAGAUUUUGAAAGAAAUGGCUCAUCUUGAAUCAGACACCGAGACGUCUCAAAGCAUGAAGAAGGCAAAAUAUGAUCAGCUGGCACUAGAUCUGUUUGGCCAGUGUUACACCAACAGUGAGGACAGAGCUUUUUACUUGCUGAUUCGCAAGACCAAGUACUGGAGCAAGACCACCUGCCUGCAGUUAGCAACAGAAGCGGAUGCGAAAUCCUUUUUUGCACAUGAUGGUGUUCAGGCACUCUUGACAAAAAUCUGGUGGGGUGAUAUGUCAACGGAUACUCCAAUCUGGAAGUUGUUGUGUGGGUUCUGGUGCCCUCCUCUGAUAUUUACCAACCUUAUCACCUUCAGUGCACAUUUCCCAUCCAUUGGUAAAUCUGAACAGUUGAAAGAACUGGACAGCUUGGACACUGAGAAGGCUUUCCUGCUCUCCGAUGAGGCAAAUAGCGAUCACGAACCAAAGGAUAAAAAAAGACUUUGUGGAGGGAACCAACGGAGAGAAUUUAUUUUAAGAAGAUGGAAGAAAUUCUGGGGCGCUCCAGUCACUGUAUUCCUGGGGAAUGUGAUCCUGUACUUUGCAUUCCUGUCUCUCUUUGCAUACAUUUUGCUAGUGGAUUUCAAGCCUCCUCCUCCAAUUGGUCCUUCUAUGGCAGAGAUAACACUGUACUUCUGGGUUUUCACCCUGGCAUUGGAGGAGCUGAGACAGAGUUUUUUCACCGAAGGGAACACGAACAUAGUGAAGAAGUUUAAGCUGUACGUGGAGGACUCCUGGAACAAGUGCGACAUGGUGGCCUUAGUGCUGUUCAUAGUUGGAGUGACGUGCAGAAUGCUGUCGGUCUCAUAUAACGCGGGACGUACAACUCUGUGCCUGGACUUCAUGGUGUUUGCUCUGCGACUGAUCCAUAUCUUUGCCAUUAAUAAACAGUUGGGUCCGAAGAUCAUCAUUGUUGAACGAAUGAUGAAAGAUGUCUUCUUCUUCUUAUUCUUUCUGAGUGUUUGGCUGAUUGCUUAUGGUGUAGCUACUCAGGCUCUGCUGCAUCCCAACGAGUCUCGUGUGGACUGGAUCUUCAGGAAUGUCCUUUACAGGCCUUACCUUCAGAUAUUUGGCCAGAUUCCCCUGGAUGAAAUAGAUGAGGUGCGGAUGGUCAACCGAUCCUGCUUCACUAACCAAGCCAACAUGACAAAUGAAGCCAACUUACCCUACUGCAUCAAUCGUUAUGCAAAUUGGCUGGUCAUCAUGCUUCUGGUUAUCUUUCUGCUGGUCACUAAUGUACUGCUGUUGAAUCUGCUGAUUGCAAUGUUCAGCUAUACCUUCCAGCUUGUCCAGGGAAACACCGACAUCUUCUGGAAAUUCCAGCGCUACAACCUAAUUGUGGAGUAUCACAGCAGACCAGCUCUGGCCCCACCCUUUAUCAUCAUCAGCCACUUUAACCUCUUAAUUCGAAAGAUUAUUAAAGAACCACAGCACAAGCAGGAGCAUUUUGAAAAACACUUGCCAGAAACUUUGGAUCAGAAGCUCAGAAUCUGGGAGUCUGUGCAAAAAGAGAAUUACCUAGCCAAUUUGGAAAAGGGGAAGAAAGAAAGCAGCACUGAAAGACUGAAGAAGACAUCCACCAAGGUAGAUUCAUUACUAAAAUCAAUCAGUGGACUUCAGGAACAAGAAAAACGCCUCAUAACACUCGAGACAAGGAUGAAAUACUGCAGUGAUGUUCUAUCCUGGAUGAUUGAAUGCUUUACUCAACACAAUAUGCAUUGCAGCAGACCACCUCCAACAUACACAGAUUCUCCAACUCCAGUCUACAAAAAGCAGCCACUGAACACACCAUCAGCAGAUGACUGUCCAGCAGACAUGACGCCAAUAGCCAUGCAGUACAUCGAUGAGUGAGUAGCUUCAAAAAACAGACCACGUUACAUUCCAGUAGAGAAGAAUAAUGGAGAUUUGUUUCACGGACCAUACAUCUUUCUUGGCUAUGUGCUAUCAUCAGAUGGAAGUUUAACAGCAUGCCUAUGAACUUGUAUUUUAAUUCUAGUGGAAAAUGUUCGUAGCAAUUUAUUUAAAAGGGGGUGGGGAAAACAGUGGUAUGCAGUCUUACUAAAUGAGACACCAAAAAAAAACUUCACAUUUUCAGUGUAAUUAAAGGGAGCAUUUCUUUUAAACACGUAUUUGAAUUAUAUUUAUGCCAAUAAUGUAAAUCUUCAAUAAUGUAAAUACAAAGCUAACCUUCUAGCAGUAGCUGAUGAUACAUUUUGUUCUUGGUGCUUUUUCCAACAUUUUAAACAUACACUCAACAGUGAUGUAUUGACUUCCAUAAGUGUCAACUCCGAGUACAGCCAGCUUGCCCCAUGAUGGGAUUUUAACAUCUAAUAUUCCACUGUAGCUUUGAGGAUGAGAUAUUGAACUUACCUUCAUCAGUUAUCCGAGCUGGUUCUUCUGGUGCCACCUAACGUGUUUUCCUCAAGGGUUAUUUGUGGAAUUUUCCUGUGCAUUAUUAUACAUCUGUCUACAUAAAUAAA